AUGAAUCAAUCGAUGCCUAUCGAACCUGUACGAAAACCAACUCCAAUGUUGUCACAAACAACAACGUCCGACGCAAAAAAUUACGAUGAGGACUUGAAAAUGAUUCAAGACAAACAAAAAGAAUUCGAUGGUAUUCUUAAAACACUCGUUACAAGAAUGGAAACUCUCGGAGCUACAGUUACUUCAUUAGACAGUACAGUUGUUCAACUCAACAAUAAAAUUGAUCAACAACAACAAUAUCUCGAACAAAUGAUUGAUGGCCGUAUACAUGCAUUUGAACAGAAUAUUGAAAUGUUGCAAGAUGAACUUAAUAAUUGGAUGAAUCUGUUCAAGAAGACCAUUGAUGAUGAACUCAAAAAAUUUGAUGUUGAUGUAACGAAAGUUCAAGAAGAAUUACUCAAACAAAUCAAUAAAAUCGAGCAACCGAUGACUCCUUCACCUGAACUUCUGUCCCAAAUUGAUCAAUGGGAGAAAGACACCAUCGAGAAAAUACAUAAGACAACUGAAAAGAUUCGUCAUCAACUUACCGAACUACUUAAUCGAGAUAGAAAUCAAUUAAUAAAUCAAUUCGAAAUGCUAACAAAAGAAAUAACAACUCUCAAAGAAGAAGAUGAUUUCGCUGAAGAUGAUAUUGAACGACUUCGAAAGACUAUCAAUCAAAUACAAUUAUCAUUAGAACAACUUCAUUUACCGGAAAAGGGCAAAUUUAUUAUAGUAGAAAAUAAUGAAUUCAAGUGGGAUCAUCUAAUUAGUGUUGAAGAAAAACAAAAAUUAUUACCACUCUAUUCAAUGGAUAUAAAUGCAAAUGCCAGAUGGAUACCAAAUGGUCAUACUAUAGCUGGUGGAAAUGGAACCGGCAAUGCAAUUAAUCAACUCGGACGACCAUCCGGGUUGUGUAUUGAUCAUGAUCAAUCUGUUUAUGUUGCUGACUUUGAUAAUCAUCGUAUUGUUAAAUGGAAAAAGGGAGCAACGAAAGGUGAAGUGGUUGCCGGUGGAAAUGCUGAAGGAUUUCGAACUGAUCAGUUGUAUUCACCAACGGAUCUGAUCAUUGAUGAUGAAAGAGAUAGUAUCAUUAUUUGUGAUUAUAAUAAUUUACGAGUAGUUCGAUGGCCACGUCAAAAUGGUAAACAAGGAGAAGUAAUUAUUUCGGGCAUUCGCUGUGUUGGAUUGACUAUAGAUGACAAUGGAUCUCUCUACAUCGCUGAUAAUAAAAAGCAUGAAGUAGUACGAUAUCGAGCAGGUGAACGUUCUGGGACGAUAGUGGCAGGUGGUAAUGGAUGUGGAAAUCGACUUGAUCAGUUGCAAUGUCCACGAUGGGUAUUCGUCGAUCAAGAUCAUUCAGUAUAUGUAUCGGACAAUGAAAAUCAUCGUAUAAUGAAAUGGAUAGAAGGUGCAAAAGAAGGCAUUAUCGUUGCUGGUGGUCACGGUCAUGGAAAUAGUCUUACACAAUUAUCUCAUCCCUGUGGGAUCGUUGUUGAUCAAUCAGGCACUGUCUAUGUGGCAGAUAGUUGGAAUAAUCGAAUAAUGCGUUGGUUAAAAGAAGCUACAGAAGGAAGUGUUGUUAUUGGUGGAAGUGGUCGAGGAGAACAAUCGAAUCAACUCAAUCAACCAACAGGUUUAUCAUUUGAUCGACAAGGCAAUCUCUAUGUCGUCGACCAAUGCAAUCAUCGUGUGCAAAAAUUCGCUAUAGAUCCAAGUUCGUGUUCUUGA
Messenger RNA from Rotaria sp. Silwood1, 1710 nucleotides. The record is from the annotation of a GenBank genome assembly. NCBI's taxonomy places the organism in Eukaryota, Metazoa, Rotifera, Eurotatoria, Philodinida, Philodinidae.